Messenger RNA from Brienomyrus brachyistius, 7876 nucleotides. RefSeq names its product fucosyltransferase 10 (gene pofut3). Lineage: Eukaryota; Metazoa; Chordata; Actinopteri; Osteoglossiformes; Mormyridae. The transcript is spliced from 6 exons. The record is from RefSeq and is a predicted model, not a curated record. Gene Ontology annotation, cellular component: Golgi membrane. Gene Ontology annotation, molecular function: alpha-(1->3)-fucosyltransferase activity. Bases 540 to 2240 code for a protein of 566 amino acids.
AUUCCGCUGAAUGACCAUUACUCACAGCGUAAAGUUAGAGCUGUCUGAGAAGAAUAGGAUUUUUAUAUAAAUACAGCAUAGUAAUCGAGUCUUAUCACUUAUGACUUAUUAUUUUAUUGUCAGAGUAUUAUGCGGUCGUGGUUGAACACGUUUGACUCGGAUACCCUGCGUACGCUUGUCGCUAAGGACGCAGCUUUCGGAAUGACGUGAUUUGUUUUGGUUUCUCACUGGGUCGCAUGGACUUAUUUCUUUAGGGUACAUUUGUAAAGCUCUUGGUGGCACUGGUGUUUGAUUAAUUUUGUCCCCUUGCAGCUGAUGUUCAUUUAUGUCGCAUCCAGAUACUGCGCACGAUUCUGUGAAGGACCAGAACGGUUCUCUAGAAGUUUAUGUGUAUAUGGGAAGAUUGGAUGGGACAGCGCUUUGAUGAUUAGUUUACUAACGGAUCGCUGUCGUUAUAUUCAUGAAGUCUGUUUUUGCAAUGAUCAGAGGUAACUUCCAUUGAUUUAUUUCCGCAAUUUUGCGGAACUUCUGAUCCAGAAAUGGCGAGACUUUACUCGAAGAAACUUUUUGUGUUGUGUGUCUGCCUCUCAGCGUCAUUUUUUCUUCUCAUCACCCUGCAGGUCCUCAUGGAGUUGGGCCAUUUUGAGAGGAAGCAGAAGGAUCAUAGUUUCAGAAUGAAGCAGACCUUCCAAGCUGCUAAUCCCUGGACACCAAUGAGAAGGCCGGCUGAUCCUAGCAGCCAGUACCCGGUCAUCGUGUGGUGGUCCCCGCUGACGGGAGAGAUAGGGCGGCUGGGAGAGUGCGGGGAACACAGGUGCUUCUUCACCAUUAACAAGACUUACCAUGGGCACCCUUCAACGCAGGCAUUCCUCUUUUAUGGCACGGACUUUAAUGCAGACAGCCUUCCCCUUCCCAGAGGGUUUCACCACCACUGGGCUUUGUUCCAUGAAGAGUCACCGAAGAACAACUACAAACUCUUCCAUGAGCCCGUCAUCACCCUGUUCAACCACACGGCCACCUUCAGCCGCUUCUCCCAAUUGCCGCUGACUACUCAGUAUCUGGAGAGCCUGGAGGCUCUCACCUCACACACCCACCUCGUGCCCUUGUCUCGGAAGAAUCUUCUGCGUACUUCGCUAGCCCCCGUAGUGUAUGUACAGUCGGACUGUGACCCCCCCUCCGACCGGGACGCCUUUGUGCACCAGCUGAUGAAGCACAUCCCAGUGGACUCAUACGGUCAGUGCCUACACAACAAGGAGCUUCCAGCGUACCUGCGGGACUCCACCACCAUCGAGGAGCCAGGCUUCUACAAGAUCCUCGCUCAGUACAAGUUCGCGUUGGCCUUCGAGAAUGCAGUGUGCGACGACUACAUCACAGAGAAGCUGUGGAGGCCGCUCAAACUCGGCGUUGUCCCCGUGUACUACGGCGCCCCCAACGUCCGCACGUGGCUUCCUGCGGAGAUGAGCGCGGUAGUCAUCGGCCCUGACGAUUCGCCGGAGAAGCUGGCGGAGCUCCUCAAGAAGCUGGAUGGUGACGAUGAGGAGUACGAGGCCUACCUAGGCUGGAAGUACAGGCGGGAGGUGACCAACCAGAACCUGGUGGCUGAGAUGAGGCAUCGCAGAUGGGGUGUUCAGGAUGUCACCAAGGACAGCCACAUCGACGUUUUCGAGUGCAUGGUGUGCGCCAGGGUGUGGGAGAAUAUCAACAGGCAGGAGAAGGGCCUCGAACCCAAAACAUGGAGGGCUGAGGGCAACCACCUGAUGUGUCCCCCUCCAAGAAUGUUUGAUUUUGCUGUGGGUCCCACAAGCGGGUCGUCUCUGCGGGCGUUCUGGAGGCCCAGCUUCGAGCAGUCCAAGAAGGAGGCGAGAGCGCUGCGCCUCUUUGCUCAGAGGAAUGCUAACUUCACUGUGGAGGAAUUUUGGAAGCAGGUGACGAGGUGCCCUUAUGCUGGAAGGCAGGAAGAUCUCUGUCACAGGCUUCUAAGUGCCGCUGAGCCUGUAAAGCCAUCCAGUCUAAGUGAAAGUGCCUCCGGAGAAGGAAGUGAUGAGCUUGGUGGGUUAAUCGAUCCGUCUGAUUUUCAUAGCAUUCUAGAUAUAAUACAACACCUGUCGUCAGGGACAGCAGGUCUUAUCAAAACUAGGGCCCAGUCGAUGAGAUUCUGUCUUUAUGACAUCUUUAGCCAUGAUCUGUCAAUCAGUGGAAGUCUAGAGUGCGUAUUGUUCUUCAAUGUCAUUAAUAGGUGAACCGUCCAUUAUGAAGUUACAUUCCCCAGAGUAAAUACACCAUUUGGAUUAUUUCCCUGGAAUCUGUUGUCUUUGGGUCAUGAGUUCAUCUGCCCAUCAGCAGAAAUUAUGCUGAGAAUUUAGUCAACAGCUCACUAUGACUCCUGUUCCACCUGGGGUUAAAUUCCUCACAUUUAAUCUUCCACUCGACCGUGCAAAUGUGCGUCAGGGUUAAUCAGAAAUUUUUCCUGUCCCCGAGAGGUAUUUCAAAAUUUCUUGAGCAGCAUCGUGACUUCAUUCCUCCCCACAUGAGUUAUCCUGUAAUAUGCGAUCUGGGGUAGCGUGUGGCUCAGCCGGUCAUGAUGUCGUUUCUCUGGUCAGAAGGUCAUUAGUUCAAGUCCCAGGGUCACCUGCGGUCACUCGCCACCUAGGGACUGCGUGAUCCUACUCUCUGAUCCUUGUAUGUUUCAUUGGAAAAACAUAUGCUAAAUAAGUGAAUGAAAACCAAACCAUAAUAACCGAACAGUGAAAGCCAGGAGAUAGUAUUAAACACACAGCUUGUCUGACCUUACUUUCUCAAAAAUGUAAGUUUUAGUCUGCUAGUAAAUCUAAAUAUAAAAUGUAACCCAAAUGUAUUGUACUGUAAUCAGUUAUACUGGAUCAAGACUGUUCUGCAAGUUGGGGUGAUACUGUACGUAAGUAAACCCCUUCGAAAAGGAUCUUGUUGUUGGCUAACCUUCAUCACCUCUGUGGAGAUUCUUUACCUGGGUCCUGAGUCGCAGUUAUCUUACAUAGGUCAGUUUGUCAUGUGCGACACCAAUGUGACUGAAAGCAGCCUCCGAUUAUGUCGGUGGGAAAGCAUGCUUGGAAUGCAGUUAGCCAGACGGGAGCUGUCAGGUACAGGACACCACUUCUAAGGAAACGGAGGUGAACCAGAAUGAACUGGGCUCCUGGACUAGUGUCUCGAAUGACGAGAGUUAAAGUUAUUUGCAUAAAAGUAAAGCUGUUCUCAGGACAAAAGCAACAGGCUACAUUUUCAGUUUGCAUGUGCAAAAGGCUGAGUGGCCUCAGAAAUUUCAUUGCUGUCACCAUUUUACACUGUGAAUUAAUAAUGUCUUUAUUAUGAAAAUCUUGCAUCAUAAAGAGAGCAUUACACACCAGCGUGAAAACUUUGUAUGAGUAAUCUUUGUCCAGCACUUGACGCGACUCAUGUUGUGCAAAGCCAGAGGAAUUCACUGACUCUCUGUUAAUUACCAACUAGCGUGUUAAAUGAGGAACAGCCGUACAUGGACGACAGCAAAUAAUUGCUUCAUCCUUGACCUUGAGUUGCAAGGUUCAAAUUCAGGGAGGAAGCGUACUAGUUUUGAGCACAGUGAAUUACAUCUACGCUCAGUAAAAAUUCACUAUCUUAUUGAAUUCUAAAAAUAGUUCCAAAAACGAGUGAUUUAGUGCAGUGGUCUCCAACCUUUCUAUAGUGUGAGCUACUUUUACAAAGGAAAUGCUUUGGAGAGCUGCCAAAAGUCGUGUCUGUAUAUGCCAGUCUGGGUGGGGAAUGGGGGUGUCAGCUAUGAAUGUCUUGGUGAAUUGUAAAUAUCAGGUACAGGAUUAAACAUUACCAGGUGGGAGAAUUACAAGGAAGUAUCAUUACAUAUAUAUAUAUUUAAAUAUAUAUUUUAACCUCUGAGGAUGUGGAUGUGGUUUCCUUUCUGUGCAGACCGUCAAUGGAUUGAUGACGCACCUUUGUAAAGCUGAACUUGAGGAGGCAUCAGAAGCUUCCAUCAGCCCUGUUGGAUGUCUGCAGUAUUCUUUCUUUAGCUAACCCAUCCUCAACCCCCACAAUAUAAUGAAAAUGUCAGGUUAGAACAAGCUAACUGACACAAGGUCUCGCUGGUUUCAGCAUUUCUUACUUUUUUAAUAUCCUAGUUUUCACCAAAGAUUAUUGUCUCCACUUUGGCGUUUUUACUCAGCAACUCACAGUAGCUUUUGCUUUGACAAACAGAAGUGUUGCAGGUGGGAGAGCCAGAUACAGGCUGAGAACAGGUGAGCAACAAUCCUGGCAGAUUUUUCUAUUUUUUUCCUUUUACUUAUCCUUCGUGGAACAGGUCAGUUUAUUCUGAAUCAGCAGACAAUGUGAGCAGCGUGCUCGUACUUGAAAACAAAGCAUAAAACAAAGGUAAAAUAGCAAUUAAACUGCACUGUUAAAAGUCAUAACAGUCCCAGGCUCUCCUGAAUUUGCCAUACAGCAAAAUGAAAUAUUUGUUUAUGGGUUGAAUUGUCAUCGAACAACCUCUGAUUUUAAACAGAGUUACAGUGUGUAAUCAAUUAAAGAGGACAGAAGUAAUCCAGCAAACUAUAGGCUAAUCAGUUUAACUUGCAUAACUGGAAAAGUAUUGGAAGCUGUAAUCCCAGUGAAAAUGGUAGAUUACCUGGAUUCUGAGGGAUAGCCAACAUGGAUUUAGGAGAGGUAGAUCCUGUUUAACUAAUUUACUUGAGUUCUUUGAGGAAGCUACAAGAGAAAUUGAUCACAAAAAGGCCUACCAUGUGAUUUACUUAGAUUUCCAAAAGGCCUUUGAUGUUGUCCCCCAGAAACGGCUCUUGCUUAAGAUCAAGGCUGCAGGGAUUUUAGGAACUGUAGCAGCUUGGAUCGAAGACUGGUUAACAGACAGGAAGCAGCAAGUGUUUAUUAGAGGCACAAUGUCACAGUGGGCCUGCGUUCAUAGUGGGGUACCGCAGGGUUCAAUUUUAGGACCACUAUUGUUCCUAAUUUACAUUAAUGAUAUUGACACCAAUACAUACAGUAAACUGGUUACGUCUGCAGACGACACCAAGGUGGGUGGUGUAGCAAAUACUGAUCUAGUAGGACAGAGGUUACAAUGGGAUCUUGAUUUAAUUAGCGACUGGGGUGAUUUUAUGGGUUUCACUGCAAUAAAGGUUUAUGAGAAAGACCUCGGUGUGGAUGUUGAUGCCUCCAUGUCCCACUCUCGCCAGUGUGGGGAAGCAAUAAAAAGGCCAAUAGGAUGUUGGGUUACAUCUCUAGGUGUGUGGAGUCAAGGGAGGUGAUGCUACGAUUAUAUAAUUCCUUGGUAAGACCCCUCCUAGAACAUUGUGUGCAGGUUUGGUCACCAUACCUUAAGAAGGACAUUGCUGCCUUGGAAAGUGUGUAACGUAGGGCUCCGAGAAUGUUUCUUGGUCUUAGGGGAAUGUCUUAUGAGGAGAGGUUAGCUGAGCUGAAUCUGUUUAGCCUCAAGCAAAGGAGACUAAGGGGGGACGUGAUCGAGGUACAUAAGAUUCUAACAGGUCUGUGUGCUGUUCAGCCAAAUGACUAUUCCAGUAUUAGUUUAAAUACUAGAACUCGUGGCCAUAAGUGGAAAUUAGCGAGAGAACAUUUUAAAAUGAAUUUUUGGAAGCACUUCUUUACACACUGUGUAGCUAGAGUAUGGAAUAGUCUUCCUGCUAGUGUAGCACAAGCUAAAACCAUGGGUUCCUUUAAAUCAGAGCUAGAUAAGAUUUUAAGAACUCUGAGCUAUUAGUUAAGUUCUCCCAAAAUGAGCUUGAUGAGCCCAAUGGCCUCCUUUCGUUUGUAUAUUUCUUGUUCUUAUUGUCAUCUCUGAACUCAAUACUGAAUAAAAUUGAGUGCAAAAGCAAUGUGUUAAACGCAGAGAAGUUACUGAGGUUUACAAUUAUUUUACAAGAAGACAGAAAUUGAUGGUGAACUCAUUCUGAUUUUAUGUGGCCUACAAUGAGUUUAUAUUUUGAAAAAAUUUUUUGAAAUGAAUUAAAAAGAUACUGGUGAUCUAAGAGAUGACAACAAGCUAUACACAAAUGUAAUUAAAGAAUAGGAUGUUAUAUAAUAUAUUAAUAUAUUUUAAAUGUAUCAAAACUGUAGACAUUUACAGGUCUGUUGAAGAUGUUAAUAUGCUUAAGCAGCUUAUGUUGUCAUUUAAAUGUUACUGUAUUAGUUCAUGAUAAUGUACACUGCACUUUUUAAAAACAAAAAAUAGAUAUUUGGAUGACCAAGAUGUUGUGCUAAUGUUAGACUGUAAUCAGUUGUGUCAUACAGGAGCAAACACUGCUAACGUGAAACAAUUCAUCAACUGUCCCAGAUUAGCAUACGUUUUAUUUCUGGUGUCAAGUGGUAGUAAAAGAAUAAAUGCGAUUUAUUUCUUGUAAAGAUAAACAUCUGGACUCUAGAAGAAUUCUGGAGUUGAACUGAGGAGGGAGUGAUUAGUUGCAAUAUGAGUGUGUGAAAAAGUUCAUGGUCAGAAAGGGACAAUGUGACCUGUCUACAUGUGUGCUGCUGAAAACAGAACUGAACUUGUGAACAGGGUUUCAAAGGUUUAAACAUCUUUGAAACAAGGUAUAGGUUGGUCAGAAUGGUCUCCAGUUAUAUUCCACACAAACUGAAUCUGGAAGAGGCACAUCUUUAAUGAGGAUGCAGAGCGGGACUGGAAGACUCCCGGUUGUUAUUAACAUAGCCGUCAUCAUACUGAUGGAUCAUUUCGUCAUCCUUCAUCAUGCAUGCAUUCCUCUUGUGCAACUCAAAGUUUGCAAGUUGACUUGUGGACAUGCAAAAUUGUCGCAGACUCAGGCAUUUUUUCUAGUCAUACAACUGAACACUAAUGGUCAGUGAGACCCAAAAUACAAAAUAAAAAUAUGAAAAAUGUGCAUCUUAAUUAUAUUUAUUAACAGAAUAUUAUCAAUGGGAAAAAUAUUGGAAAAAUUCCAUAUAGAAAAAAAAUGUGAAGGAAUUGCAAACCACAAUGAAAACUAAAAAAAAAUCAGAUGUUCAGAAAAUAAUGCUGAAUAAAAUAUAGAAUCUCUAAUCAUCUGGUUAGACAAGGCCCAAAUAAACAAAUAAAUACACAAAUAAAUAAAUAAAUAAUAAUAUAUAAAUAACGUUUCUUCAGUGGACCUGCUUUACGAGGAGUAUAUUAGAAUUGAUCAAAGCUAAGUUUUUGGUAACACCUUUCUGCUGUCCUGAAGGGCAUGUGUACACUGGACAAGUGAUAAGCUGGUCUUCAAAGAAAAAGAAAUACAGAAACAAAAACAGACAAAACGCUGCAGUGUACUCAAGCCCAAAGAGUUACAUAGCCAAAGACAAAUAUGUAAUUUAGUUCUAUUCAUUUAUUUCUUUUCGAGGAACCAUGGUGUUUCUGUACAGGGGGCAACAUUGGUCCGUGUAUGUUCGAUCACUCCAUACAACAUGGGCUGUGUACUGAAUGUUGAACCUAAUUUCAGAAUGUAACAAAAAGGUUAUAGUAUUAAAAAUUAUAACAUUUUAUACAGAAUACAAUUUACACAUAUAAAGCUAUUGCAAAGAACAAAAGAAUAAAAAAUACAAAGUAACACUUUGAAUAAUGUGAUAUUUCACAUGAUGUUAAACAAUGCAAACAUAACAUUUAAAUUUUAUGGCAAUAAACUUCUAAAAACAGAAAAAAAACUGUUUCUCUUAUCUACAUAUACAUUUUAAAUAAAUGGUGCGGUAAUAAUCCCCAGAAUGCAUUAAGGGCCAAUAGAUGUGUGGCAACACUUUGUAGUUGAGCCAUAUAUUCAAAGCUGCAUACAUAUUCAAAACCAUACUGUAUUAAAAACAAAAUCAUUAAAUGAUAAAAAUGACAUAGACAAAAAAAAUCACAGAUGAAAACUGUUCAUUACGU